AUGCGGGUGCACGUCAUGUGUCUCUGGGCGCUGGUCGUCUUCAGCGAUGGCGCCGACGACGUGAUCCGCGUCAAGACGCUCGAGCCGCAGGCCAACGACGGCAGCUUCCAGAGCUACAAGAUCGCGAGUGCGCUCGGUGGCGACGGCUUCAAGAGCGAGUACCGCUGGUUCAACUCCAACCUUGGUCUGCGCACCAAACACGUGAGUGUCGGCGAGCUCGCGCGCACCUUUUACGACGGCGUCGUUGGCACCGCCAAGAAGCUCACGACGUCCCUUGCUUGGGUCGUGCGUACGAUGCAGCAGUCGCCCACCCAUCCUCGCAUCGACGACACCACUGGUAGCAUGCGCUUGGCGCCGCUCUUGGACCCGGCCGCUGCGUUUCUAACGAUUGACGCCUUUGUGCGCAAGUACAACAUUUCGACGCGCCGUGGGAACGAGACAAAUGUGGCGUCAAUCCCGAUUCUGCAUGCGUACAACUACACGGGCGUCACGUACAUCAACGUCACGGCCUCGAUCGCGAGCCGGUUUGCGCCGUAUUCGUCCUACGCGUCUACGUACUAUGCGCCGUCGCUGCCCAACGGCAUCUUGCCCACGACCACAUACCCGUGGCCGUGGGGCAGCGCGGUCACGCAGCUGAACGCGCUCGUCCAGCUUGCGUCGUCGUUGUCCAAUUCGAGCAGCGAUUCGGGCGCCAACGAAACGCUGGCAGCGAUGCGCGCGAUUUGGGCGUCCUUCUACAUCGUAUCAGGAAUCCCCGUGCCGCCGAGUGUAGCACCGCGCACGUCGUUGGCGGUCGGCGAUACGUCGCCGGGGCUGGCCUUCUACGCCUAUCCGGCGCCCGCGGCCGGCUUUGGUCGGUCGGGCGUCACGUUCUUCGCUCCAUCGCUUUUGAACCGCAGUCUCUUGGUGAUCGACCAGCUCCGAUUGGCGUUUGACGAUGCGUUGGAUGCAGACGUCGCCGGCUUGCUCCAUGGAAUUGAGUCGCCGUCCAGCACGUGGUACUCGGCAUACGACCGGGAGACCGAUGAGCUGGCCGACUUGUGUCUCGGCAGCCUCGUCGCCGCGCCGACACGCGAUGCGCCGCGCCUCUUCAACUUGCUCGUCGAGAACGACGCGCAGCAGCCGAGCUGCUUGUGGCAAGCCAACGCGUACUACUUCCGCGUCAAGGCUCGCGCGCCUCGCCGUAGCGUUAGCGUAGCGAUCGGGUCCCUCGCGGCCUACGUCGGUGCGCGCGCCAUGAACGUGACGCGGCUCAAGGCGGCGCUUCGGGCCGACCGCGCGUCUGCGGUGAAGACCGCAGUACAGAGCGCCAAUGCGACGAGCAUGCCACCGCUGGCGAGCAUGGGCGGCGGCGUCGUGCUCUUCUCGGCCAACGACGAUGGUGUCGUGCUGCAGGUGAUCAAGGAACCCGAGCCGAUGCACUUGGUGCUUCGCGCCGUGAUUCGACUCGGCGAAAGCAUGUUUCUGUCCGCCAAGGACAUGGACGUCCUUGUGGCAUGCGUCGCGCUGCAGCUGCUCGGUCACUCGUGCAGCCGCUGUGUAUAG
Molecule: messenger RNA, 1545 nt
Organism: Saprolegnia parasitica CBS 223.65
Lineage: Eukaryota; Oomycota; Saprolegniomycetes; Saprolegniales; Saprolegniaceae
Exons: 1
Coding region: 1-1545 (514 amino acids)
Source: RefSeq, a predicted model, not a curated record